UUAUUGUAAUCUUCCUAUCCAACGCCUGCCAAUCGUCCAGCUCAUCAAUCCGUGUACGCAAUGCCAAACCAAUUACAUCCCAGACAGAUCUCCUAUAUAUUCUUAUCGCCGAACAAACUUUCUCAUCAUCAAUUACAUUAUUCUCUUCAGUCCGAUAAAUCUCUCCAGAAUACCAAUUUCUUCACUUCAGAAUAAUCUUACUGCGAUAACAAUGGCGCCAAAGGCAACAGCAGACAAGAAGGUCGCCGAGAAGAAACCAGCAGAGGAGAAGAAGACUGUCCCCGCCGAGACAACUGCACCGGAAAAGAAGCCAUCCAAGGCCGGAAAAAAGGUCCCCAAGGACGCCGCCGCUGCCGGCGACAAGAAGAAGAAGAGGCCAAAGAAGAGCGUCGAGACCUACAAGAUCUACAUCUUUAAGGUCCUUAAGCAAGUUCAUCCGGACAUUGGGAUCUCCAGCAAGGCCAUGGGAAUCAUGAACAGCUUCAUCAACGACAUCUUCGAGAAGCUCGCUCAGGAAUCGUCCAGGCUUGCCCGCUACAAUAAGAAGCCGACCAUCACCUCCAGGGAGAUCCAGACGGCGGUGAGGCUUGUACUGCCUGGAGAAUUGGCGAAGCAUGCCGUUUCCGAGGGAACAAAGGCGGUGACUAAGUUUACAAGCAGCUGAAGAACUGUUGAGAUAUAUGGAUCUAGUUGAAAUACCUUUAAAAUUAGGGUUUACUAGCAUGAAGUGCUUUUUGAUGUUUAUGGAAUAUUUUGGGUGUUAAUUUGUUCCUCUUUCGAUUUGCUCCAGAUCUGAAAUCAAAUAUAAUUCCAUCUUUAUUCAACAUUUCAUUUCUGUGUGAUUUGAAUUUCCAAUUUUGAAAACCA
Cuscuta europaea is the source of this 867-nucleotide messenger RNA. The record is from the annotation of a GenBank genome assembly. Lineage: Eukaryota; Viridiplantae; Streptophyta; Magnoliopsida; Solanales; Convolvulaceae.